AUGAUCAAUGCUGCCAACGAUGGUAGCAUAGUUCCCCCAGAUGCUGAUUUGGCAGCACCCAUUGUGGCUGGCGUGCUUGCAGUUGCUGCGAUCCUCCUGUUGAUGCUUUAUUUCUUUUGCAAGUUCUGUCGCCAAGAUUCGGUGCUGCCCGAGCGACCUGUGCCGCCGGUGCCUCCUGGUGUGCCGCCCCAAGUGCAAGAGCAUGUGGCUGCUUGGGAUCCUGAUGAAGAAGCCCUUUGGAUACACGGGGGCAACAACGGAAGCAGCUCGCUUGAAGACUUGUGGAAGCUAUCCAGCAACAGUUGGGUUCUGGUGGACAACAUGGCUCCUGCUCGAAGCAAUCACGUGGCUGUGUGGGAUACAUGGAGUUCUGCUUUGUGGAUUCAUGGUGGAUAUGACGGUGCUUUGAAGUCAGACAUUUGGAAGUUUGACUCCAGAAGCAGCAUUUGGAGUCGUAUCCAAGAUACCAACCCACCUUCAGCAAGGGCUCAUCAUGUGGCUGCAUUCGAUGAGAUUGCCCGCGUAAUUUGGAUCCAUGCUGGGUAUGAUGGAAGCUUGUGCCAAGAUCUCUGGAAAUUUGACAUGAACACUUACCACUGGACUUGGGUCUCAAGCGAUGGUCCUUCUGCGAGAGCAUACCAUGCUGCUGGUUGGGAUCCUAUGAACCUUGCUCUUUGGAUUCAUGGUGGAUUUGACGGUGUUGCUCUUCAAGACCUCUGGAGAUUCAGCACCUUAGGAAACACAUGGGAACUCAUAGCAGAUGGAGGUCCUUCACCCCGCUAUAAUCACGUGGCUGCUUGGGAUGUUGCGAGCCUGUCCUUCGUGAUUCAUGGAGGGUAUGGGGGUGGCCUGCUGCAGGACCUAUGGAGGUUUCAAGCUUCCACAAUGACGGUAUCCAGCUCAUCUACACACACAAGUACUUCUUCAACGAGCACCAGCUCAACGAGCACUUCUUCAACGACUUCAGCUGAUUUCAAUGCUUCAAUUGAUGGUCUGUUUCCUCUUACCCCAGCAACUCCAGAUUUGACAACAUGUUUUGUGGCGAUAGGGCUUGGCAUACCUGCGAUCUUGCUGCUGAUGCUGUAUUUGUUUUGCAAAUUCAGCCGCACGCGUGGAGUGGCACCCUUGCCACCGCCGCUGCCACCGCCCAUACCACCAGCUUCCCUCAACCUCCGCACCAACACUCAGUUUCUAGACGCACCCCCACCCCCUCUACCACCCUGUCACUCACGCGAACCAAUGUACCUGCCAGACAUCACUCUCUCGGUUGCACCCUUGUCUCACAAGGCCGACGACGAGAGUUGCCCCUCACAAAUUUGUAUAGAAGUUGCCCCAGAGGCAGAGCUACCCAUUGAUGCGGUAGAUGUGCACGUAGCACUGGCGCCUGUCGGGUCAUGUGAGGAACCAGUUGACUCUCUACGACCGAGGUGCCCACACCGAACACAGACAGUGCCACGGCUUCAAGAAGCCCAGAACGGGACUGCCAGAGACGCACCAGAUUCCUCCGAGCGAAGACAGGGGAUGCGAGUCGAGCAGAGAAGAGUGGAGGCGGAAGGCACCGUCUGGACGGAAGAACAGUCACGUUUCUCCCAGAGCCCAGUUUGCCUUCAGCAUGUCACUGGUGACACCGUGACAGAGCAGUGGGCGAGCCCAAAUGAGAGAACACUCAAAUGGAGCCGGCUGAUAGCCAGGUGCUAUGAAGAUAAGCCCAGGAAAGCACCAGAGGUACACCGAGAUCCACAAAUGCAUCGGGCAUCAGAUGCUCCAGUGAACCGAGUUUCAGACAAGAUUAACCCGCCACAAAUAGACAGGCGGCGAAAGCCACGCUUCCCGGGCAGAACAGAAAGUGCACCACAGCUUUCACAGCCAGCCGGGAACACAAAUGCAACACACUUUGGAAGAGUGCCGAUUGCAGCAGACUUACUGCCUACUCCUCCAACACCUCAGCCACAGUCAUCACGGCUUGCAGAGCCUCCACCCAGACAUGAACGAGAGCAUUAUCCUGGGCCUGCUCCAUUUUUGAGCCUUGGCCCACGAGGAACUUGCCAUGCGAACACCUUCAGCACUCGAGAAGAAGCGGCACCGGCUCCAGUUGACGGGCAUGUAGUUGUGGCUUCCAAAGCCAACUUGCCUGCAAGAUAG
Molecule: messenger RNA, 2142 nt
Organism: Durusdinium trenchii
Lineage: Eukaryota; Dinophyceae; Suessiales; Symbiodiniaceae
Source: the annotation of a GenBank genome assembly